This is a messenger RNA of Oryzias melastigma (Indian medaka), 11838 nucleotides long. It is a transcript of the gene col7a1, whose product is annotated as collagen, type VII, alpha 1. The record is from RefSeq and is a predicted model, not a curated record. Gene Ontology annotation, molecular function: protein binding; serine-type endopeptidase inhibitor activity. Lineage: Eukaryota; Metazoa; Chordata; Actinopteri; Beloniformes; Adrianichthyidae.
AAGUCUUCUUCAGUUGCAUGCAGGCAGCAGCUGGGAGGGAUGAGAAUCAAAAACAGCAGCGAGAGGAGCUUAACAGGACUCCCCUUCAGGCAUCCCAACAAGUCUGGACUGCUCUGCUGCUGCUUGUGCUCAGCUUCCCCUCCGAGCUCGGCGGCAGCCUCGGGAGUCAGCCUGAGCGGCACACAGCUGAAGCGCCUCUGCAGGAUGCAGCUGCAGGACCUGGCGCUCUGACUCGGACCCGGGACGCCUUCAGUUUGGGACGCUGGACCGUGGGUGUGACCGAGUGACCCCUCAGAGGAGCCGAGGCUAUGCCACAGGUGGAGAGGUGGUAGACUGAGGCCGAGACGGAGGAGAGAUCCUCAGGUUGUGAAGAUGUGGAUCUGGGCGCUCGCCGUGACUGUCCUGCUGUCCGUCAUGAAACCUGCUGAAUCUCAGGGCAGGUGCAACAAUGUGCAAGCAGCAGAUAUUGUGUUUCUGAUCGACGGUUCCUCCAGCAUCGGUCGAGGAAACUUCGUGCUGGUGAAGGGCUUCAUGGCUGGCGUUGCAAAGCCGUUUGCCGGCUCGGUUAGCGAGUUUGGGAUUCGGUUUGGGGCAGUGCAGUACAGCGACACACCAAGAGUUGAGUUUACCUUCAACACAUACCCAAACGGCACUGAACUCGUCAACGCGCUGCAGAAUCUGAACUAUAAAGGCGGAAACACUCGAACCGGAGCUGGACUGAAGUUUGUUGCUGAUAACUUCUUUAACCCUUCUUCCAGUCGAGAUGUCCCAAAGAUUACUAUUCUAAUCACGGAUGGAAAAUCCCAGGACAAUGUGCAGGAGCCGGCACAGAAGCUGCGCAGUCUGGGGGUGAUGGUUUUUGCCGUUGGCAUAAAAAACGCCGACAAAAGUGAGUUGGCUCAGAUCUCCUCUGAGCCCAGCAGUGACUUCACCUCCUUUGUUGGGGACUUUAAACUUCUCAACACCCUCAUUCCUCUUGUGAGCCCUCAAGUGUGUUCAUCGGCAGGAGGGGUCUAUGCUAGUGAUGAGGCUUUUUCUGGCCCAUCCAACAUUCAGUUCACAGCUCAGACGUCCGAUUCUCUUCGAUUUCGUUGGAAUCCCGCCGGGGGUCCUGUCAACGGCUAUGUGGUUCAGUAUGUGCCACUUUCUGGUUUGGGUCAACCAAUCACAACAGAACUGCGGCAGGAGACUGUUUCUGCCAGCCAAAGGACGUUUGCUGCCCGCGACCUGAAGUCAGGAACAGACUAUCUGGUCACGGUCAUCGCCCAGUACCCCAACAGCGUAGGAGAGUCUGCUUCUGCCAAGCAACGAACCAGGUCCUUGCCAAGUGUCCUCAACUUUCGUCUAAUUCAGGCGGACUUCUUCUCUCUUUCUGUGGGCUGGGACCAGCCUUCAUCUCCUGUUCAGGGCUACAGACUCACGUAUGGACCGCGAGGUCAGCCAGCGGCUCAGCUGUUGGAGCAGUCGCUGUCUGCAGACACCACGUCUGUCACCUUUGAGUCUCUUCAGCCAGACACUGAGUACGUCAUCAACCUCUACCCUCUGUUUCCGCGGAACGCAGCGUCGCCAUCCAUCCUCAACGCUCAAACGCUGCGUUUGGAGGCCGUGCAGCAGCUGUCGGUGGAGACGAUAUCGGAGGGCAGCGUUCGUGUGCGAUGGAGAGGCGUCAGUGGGGCCAGAGAAUACCGUCUGGUUUGGGGGCCUUUCACAGGUCGCAGUGUUGAAACAGUGGCAGUCUCAGGCGACAGCGAGUUCCACACUUUGUCCAGGCUGCAGCCAGACACCGAAUACAUCGUCACCAUCAUCCCGCUGUAUGACGGCAACACCGAAGGACCCAUCGCAACCGCGCGGUUCAAGAUCGAGCGUCAGGAGCAGCAAGUCCUCCGGGCGGUGACCACCGGACCCUCCACCAUCAGCCUGACCUGGAGGCUCAUUCCGUCUUCUCGAGGGUACCGACUGGAGUGGAGGGAGGGACAAGAGGAGCAGCCAGUAGGAAGAGUGUCCAACCUAAGAGUGGUGGAGUCUUUGGGCAGCACGGCCAGACUCGGAUGGACAGGCGUCGCUGGCGCUACACAGUACAAGAUAACUGUUCUGAACACAGAAGUGGGAACAGAGGAAAGCCGGGUUAUCCCUGGAAAUCAGACGACCCUUGACCUCAGAGACCUUGUAGUGGGAGUGUCUUAUAGUGUGAGUGUCACAGCACUGGUGGGAGAAAAUGAAGGAGAAACGGUCACGGUUUACAUCAAACCAGAACAAGCUACAGACAGAGUGACAAAUCUCAGAGUGACAAAUACAAAUAGUCGGAGAAUUCGUAUUUCCUGGACGGGUGUCAGUGAGGCAACGGGAUACAGAGUCACAUGGAGACAGGAGAACAAUGGAGAACAAUCACGCCUUUUAGGCGCAGAGGCCUCUGCUUUUACCAUCGACGGCCUGCAGCCGGAUGAAGAUGUGGUGAUCGGUGUUGCGGCCAUAGUCGAUAGGCGCGUUGGAGAAGCCGUUACGCUGUCGGCUCGGACCAACCCCUCCAACGGAGGAUUGUCUGGGCUUCGUGUCACUGAGAUCUCCUCUCAGAGCAUGCGGGUUUCAUGGUCACGGUCCUCUAGAGCCACUGGGUAUAAGAUCAGGUGGCGUCGUGAUGGUGGAGUUGAAAUGACUCAUACGGUGAAUGCGGAUGUCUCCUCGUACAUCAUCGAUGGACUUGACCCGAAUUCAGCUUAUAGUGUGCAGGUUUCCGCACUCAGUGGCUCUCGAGAGGGAAGUCCUUCUUUUCUGAACGUUAGGACCGAAGCAGUCCAAUCCAUUGUGGGGACGGUGACGUCGCUGCAAGUCCAAGAGACCGGAACAGAGAUAGUCCGUGUCACCUGGGUGGGAGUGCAGGGAGCGACAGCCUAUCGAGUGACAUGGAGGAGGACAGAUGGUGGGGAGGAGAAGAGCCAGUUGGUGAGUGGAGACGUGAGUGCUGUGGAUUUGGUCCAGCUUGACCCUGGAGCUCAGUACGAGGUCCAGGUCUUUGCCUUGGUCCAGAACCGAGAGGGAAGCCCCGUGUCGGUCAGAGUCCUCACACCUGGUUAUAAUACACCUUCUCAACUCUCUACAACUUUACGAGUGACAGACAUUACCCAGGAUUCAGUGCAGCUGCGCUGGAUUCUUCUUCCAGAUGCGACAGGUUACAUUCUCCGCUGGAAAGAGGAGACGGAUAUCGGACAGGGCCUGUCUGUCACGCUGUCGGCUCUGACCAACUCCUACGUGGUGAAUGGACUCCGUUUGGGUCGUAGAUACAGGUUUACCAUUCAACCAACCUUUGCAAGUGCAGUUGGAACGGAAACCUAUGUGGAUGAACGCACUGUGUGUGUGGGCGGACGUCUUGACGUGGUGUUUCUGGUGCCGGCGUCCACCGAUCGGGCUGGUUUGGCUGGACCUCUGCGUGAUCUCCUGACAAGUAUAACGGGAUCUCUGGCCGCCAUUGGACCUCGAGACUCACAGGUUGGAGUUGUGGUGUACGGCUUUCGACCCAAAACCUGGUUUCUGCUCAGUCGUCACAGCCGAUCCGACACGCUGCUCCAGGAGAUCCGGUCCAUGCCGUUUGAUGAAAGCCCUGGAAACAACAUUGGUCAAGCGCUGGCAUUCACCGAGCAGUACCUUCUGAACCCCUCAGCUGGACGGAGACCAAGCGUGCCGGGUGCUGUGGUCAUCAUCGCUGACAGAAGAUCAGCCGACAACCUGACCCUUUCAGCCAAUGCGCUCCGAGCAUCAGGUGUGACUGUGCUGGCGGUGGGUAUAAACCAGGCGUCCACGGAGGAGCUGCGGGAGAAAGAGGCAGAGACGGAGCAGACGGACGCAAAGGAGAGCCUGGUCGGGAUGGUUUGCCUGGAAGAGAAGGCCCCAGAGGUCCUGAAGGUCGUCCAGGUCCCCCGGGUCAAAGUAUCCCCUUUGAACCUUCACUCGGGGCGAAAGGGGAGAAAGGAGAACGAGGUUUCCCUGGUAUCGAUGGAAAUCCUGGUUUGCCCGGGCGACCUGGUGCUCCCGGAAACACAGGCGUUCCAGGUUCUCAAGGCCUGCCUGGAGUCAGAGGGAACCAGGGUGAACCAGGACGACCGGGACCACUGGGACCAAAAGGUGACAGAGGUGAAAGGGGUGAGCCGGGUUCAACUGCAUCAGGUGGGGGGCUCCCUGGAAGGAAAGGGGAGCCAGGUCUACCGGGAAUACCGGGAACUCCAGGUCGACCGGGCAACGACGGAGCGAAAGGAAGCUCUGGAGUUCCAGGGACACCAGGACAAGAUGGCCGCCCGGGCAUCCCAGGAACGCCGGGACUCUCCAUCAAGGGAGAUAAGGGCAGCUCAGGAGAGAGGGGGCCUCCCGGAGUCGGCAGCGGGGUCGCCGUGAAGGGAGAGAAGGGCUCCCCGGGGGUUCCAGGAGCGGCAGGAGCUCCAGGUCCCAGAGGCCCAGCAGGACCAGAGGGCAAGAGAGGAGAAAAGGGAGAUGAAGGGGCCGGGCUGCCUGGACCUCCAGGGAAGCAGGGAGAGACCGGGGAGCGGGGAACUCGUGGCCCUGCAGGGGAAAUCGGCAGCAAGGGGGACAGAGGACAGCCGGGUGAGGCCGGGUCUCAGGGGGACAGGGGCGAACGAGGACCGGCUGGUGAACGGGGAGAAAGAGGUGAUCCCGGGAAGCCAGGAACUCCAGGAACGCCGGGAUUAAGGGGUUUACCAGGACCCACUGGACCAGCAGGAGAAAAGGGGAAUGAUGGAGCACGAGGAGAACCUGGUCGAAGUGCGCCGGGUUUACCAGGACGGAAAGGAGACCAGGGGGAGCAAGGUCUGACCGGUUCCGAGGGUCCAAGAGGAGAUAAAGGCGACGUGGGACAAAAAGGAGAGAAAGUCAGUGUUAAUUACUACAGAUUUAGAUUUAGAUCCUCUCCUCUCUUCUCCAAAUGUCACUCUUCUUUCCUAUGUGAGGGUUCUCCCGGCACAGGAGGGUCAGGUGUUGGAACCAAAGGAGAACCAGGAGAUCGAGGUCCCGCUGGUAUAAGUGGGCGCCCGGGCUCCAAGGGAGAUCCAGGAGAACCAGGAGAGAAGGGAGAGGACGGCCGGCCAGGAGUCCCAGGAAAGCCUGGUGUCCCGGGGAAAGAGGGAGAGAAAGGAGAAAAGGGAGAUGAAGGCACACCUGGCGAGUCUGGACUUCCCGGGAAGCCAGGAGAACGAGGCUUUCGGGGACUGGCCGGUCAGCCUGGACGACAAGGAGAGAAAGGAGACCUGGGAGACCCUGGAGAGCACGGGCGGAAUGGCAGCCCUGGACCUGCAGGACCGAGAGGAGAGAAAGGAGACCAGGGACCACAAGGGCCUCAGGGAGCACCAGGGAAAAUGGCUGAUAUUCAGAAUCAACUCAAAGGGGACAAAGGAGACAAGGGUGACGCCGGCGACCCCGGAGAGCACGGCGGCAAAGGCGUUAAAGGUGAAGCGGGAGCUCCCGGCCCUUCCGGCCCUCGCGGUCCAGAGGGACCCCAGGGGCCCUCGGGCACCAGAGGCGACAGAGGAGAGCGAGGGACACCUGGAGAAAAGGGAGAAAGAGGAGCCUCCGGUUUGGAUGGACGUUCUGGUCUGGAUGGGAAGUCCGGACCACCAGGACCACCUGGACAGAGGGGAGAUCCUGGUAAACAGGGAGACUCGGGAAGAGAUGGAUUACCGGGAUUAAGAGGAGAGCAAGGCCCUCAAGGCCCCACUGGGCCACCAGGCAACCCAGGAACACCAGGUAAAGCUGGUGAAGAUGGCAAACCUGGACUUCCUGGGAAAACGGGGGAGGAUGGAGUGCCGGGUGAAGAUGGGAGAAAGGGAGACAAAGGAGAACCUGGAGGAUCAGGACGACACGGCCAAGACGGGGAGAAGGGGGACCGGGGUCCUGUUGGCCCGGCGGGCCCCUCUGGUCCUCCAGGAGCCCCCGGACUGCCGGGCAGCAUUGGUCCACCUGGACAGGUUGUGUACGUGAAGGGAGUCGAAGCUGCACCGAUCCCAGGCCCCCAGGGGCCCCCUGGAACACCGGGCGUCCCUGGAAUUCCAGGAAGUUUGGGAGCCCGGGGGGAGAGGGGUCCAGCAGGCCCAAAAGGUGACGCUGGAGACCCGGGAGAAGACGGAGCUCCUGGUAAACCAGGAACUACAGUGGAUGUACAAAGAGCUCUGAUCACCCUCGGCGUUAAGGUGUCGGACCUGAAGCUGCUCCUAGACAGGAAGGACUCUCUUUUUGCUUCUGAAGAGCAAAAGCCAGAGAAAGGGGAGAAGGGAGAUAAAGGUGAAACCGGCCCGAGAGGCCCUUCUGGGGCCGAUGGUGACCGCGGGUCUCCAGGAGAACGGGGUGUCAAAGGGGAACAAGGAGCUCAAGGAUCUGUGGGGUCACCGGGUCCUCCAGGAAGGGCCAUUGGGGAACGAGGCCCACAGGGACCCCAAGGGCCUGCCGGAGAGCCUGGGAAGCCAGGGAUCCCUGGAGUUCCUGGACGAGCGGGAGAACUCGGGGAGGCUGGAAGACCAGGAGAGAAGGGGGACCGAGGAGAGAAAGGCGACAGAGGAGACUCUGGUAAAAUGGGAUUAACUGGACCAGCAGGACCUCCAGGUGAAAAGGGAGCAUCUGCUGAAUCGACGCUCAUCGGUUCUCCUGGACUCAGAGGUCCUCCUGGAGUCACAGGACAGAAGGGAGAGCCUGGUGCGGCCGGACCACAAGGAUCCAAGGGUGAUCGGGGUUUUGUGGGACCCCGUGGGGAGAAAGGAGAGAGAGGAGAGCCUGGAGAACGAGGACGUGAUGGCUCACAGGGGACGCCAGGAGAACCAGGAAAACCCGGUCUAGACGGAAAACCGGGCAUGCCUGGGUUCCCGGGAGUUCUAGGCAGACCGGGAAACCCAGGAGAGCCGGGCAUCAGAGGGCCGACUGGCCCCAUGGGUCCCACAGGCCUGCCAGGUCCAAUCGGUGUGAAGGGCAAUCAAGGGGAACCAGGUGUCGGUGUCCAGGGUCCUCCUGGAGCUCAGGGGAGCACGGGUCUGCCAGGACCACCGGGUCCUCCUGGAGCUGUGGGUCCUCAGGGCCCCCCAGGACUGUCAGGACAGGUGGGUGAAUCGGGAAAACCUGGAGUUCCUGGAAGAGACGGCGUUCCAGGCAAAGAUGGACUUCCCGGGUUACCAGGAAAGCAGGGCAUUUCUGGAUCCGUGGGUCUGCCGGGGUUAAAAGGAGAACAGGGAGACAGCGGCCCUCCAGGAAAGGCUGUGGCUGGACCCCCAGGACCCAAAGGAGAUCGGGGUCCACCGGGUCAAACGCUGCCAGGUACGGCAGGAGAGCAGGGUGUACCUGGAGAGAAGGGUAACAAGGGGGACAGAGGGUCUCCGGGCUUCAAGGGAGAGAGAGGAGUGGCUGGUGAUCCCGGGGAGAGUGGGGAGGAUGGAGCAAAGGGAGAUUCUGGGCCAAAAGGAGAUAAAGGCGAGAAGGGUGUCGGGCUGCCAGGUCCAUCUGGUCGGGUUGGACCUCCAGGUUUGAAGGGAGAUCCAGGCCUUCCAGGCUUGGCCGGUCCACCGGGCCCCCUGGGGAAGUCGGGGGAUCCCGGCCUGCCUGGCAUGAGGGGGGAAAAUGGACAGCCAGGACCUCCAGGGCCCCCGGGGGAGAGGGGCCUCCAAGGUUUUGCAGGCCGUGUAGGAAAUGCUGGAGCUCCGGGUCCUCCUGGUCCUCCCGGACAGCCUGGCUCUCCUGGUACCAACGGGGUCAAAGGGGACAAGGGGGAAGUUGGUGUUGGCAUUCCUGGUCUCAGAGGAGAAAGAGGAGAUCCAGGACCCAGAGGGGAGGAGGGUCGAGCUGGCAUAGAUGGAGAGAGAGGUUCAACGGGACCCCCAGGAACCCGAGGAGUUCGUGGGGAGAAGGGAGACGUGGGGCCUCUGGGGGAGAAAGGAGACAAGGGGGACACCGUGUUGGUCGGAGGUCCUGCUGGAGAAAAGGGCACCAAAGGAGAAACGGGUGACCGAGGGCCAAAAGGUACACAGGGAGAAAAGGGGGUGAAAGGUCAAGAAGGCCCCCCAGGAGAGCAGGGUCAGAGGGGAGAGCCUGGAGAAAAAGGAUCCACUGGAUUCCCAGGAGCCCGUGGGCCUGGUGGACAGAAGGGAGAAGCGGGCGAAGCUGGAGUACCUGGUGAAUCGGGAUUACCCGGGAAAAAUGGUCAGCUCGGCCCAAGAGGGGAGAAAGGAGAAAGUGGGAUCACUGGAAUGAGAGGAAUCAAGGGUGACCGCGGACCCAAAGGGGCUUGUGGAAGCGACGGCCCCAAAGGAGACAAGGGGGAUGCUGGCAUACACGGCCGAUCGGGUCUACCGGGAAGAAAAGGUGAACAGGGAGAUCUUGGACCCCCUGGGGCCCCUGGAAUCCCAGGAAAGGAGGGCAUAGUUGGCCCCAAGGGUGACCGUGGAUUUGAUGGAGUCCCUGGACCCAAAGGAGGACAAGGAGACAAGGGUGAACGGGGACCACCUGGUGUUCCUGGUGCUCCAGGUCCCAGAGGGGUGGACGGGCCUUCCGGCUUGACUGGCCCACAAGGACCAGCUGGUGCUAAAGGCCCAGAGGGGCUGCAGGGACAAAAGGGGGAGAGGGGUCCAAUCGGUCCUGCCAUGGUUGGUCCACGUGGAAUCCCAGGGAUACCCGGGGAGCGAGGAGAGCCUGGAGAGAUGGGGCCAGAUGGAGUGAAAGGAGACAGAGGAGAGCCAGGCAUGACGGAGGACGAGGUCAGAGAGUAUGUUCGCUCGGAGAUGAAUCAGCACUGCGCGUGUGGAGGUUUAGGCCCAGAAACUCGGUCCAAGCCCACAGUCAGGGCUCGGUCUCCAGCAGAGCAGCAGCUGGUACUGAAGGGGGAGACGGGCCGCGAGCUCCAUGUAGUGAUGAACACCCAUGACCCGGACUAUGAGCACAUCUACUCCAUCGAGGCCCUGGACGACCCCGCCGACGAGCUGCUCUACCUCUCCACACAGCCAGGAAACCAGACCGGAGCAGCAGAUCAGGAUGAUGGAAAAGAUUCAGAGAAAACAGUCAGAACCAAAGCGAGUAAAUCAGCAAGUGCUGACAUUCAGCCGGUAGCAGCAGCCGGUGGUGAGAAAGUCAAGAACAGAUCAGUCAGGUCCAAGAGGAGGGUAAAAGAGGAAGCAGACUCGUGCUCGCUGCCCAUGGACGAGGGGAGUUGUGAGCGCUACACUCUGCGCUGGUACUUCAACAGUCAGGUGGGAGCGUGCAGACCCUUCAUCUACAGCGGCUGUGACGGCAACAGCAACCGCUUCCUCCACCAGGAGGAGUGUGAGGCGCUCUGCCUUGGGAAAGCUGGAGGUCCUCGCGCGCUACAGACGGCUCGGUGAUUGUGGCCGUCGGACCCCCCCCCCACAGGAGUGUUAGUCUUUACAUGGAAUUUAUGUGAUUUUGUUUAUUUAUUGUUUUUUUUAAACUGCUAGCCUUAACUUUGCCUUGAAAAAGGACUCCACCAUCAUCCUGGAUUUUCCUAAGCAAAUAGAAUUGUUGUUUCUGUGCAAAAAAAGUUUUGUUUUCCAGCUUAACAAGAGUUUAUUUUUCUGUUUUCACAUUGAUGUUCUCGGCUGAACGUCUGAGUUUUCUCCUCAGUUAGUUUUGUGCAUCACAGCCAGGAAAUAAAAUAUAAAAGGAUAAACAGUUCAACCAAACAGGAAACAAAAACACAAAACUCUGUUUCAGCUGCUGGGAUGUUUUCAGGCCAUCACAUUCACUUUUUCUAAUUCCGUUUGAACUUGUCGGUCUAAUUCUUUAACAAUGAGAGAUAAUAUUUUUUCAUGGAGUUUUUUGUUCUAAAAUGACAUUCAAACAGAUGUGGAACUCUUUUCAAAGUCCGAUAUUUCACAUAAAUGUGUCACAUACAUCACAUCUUUAGUUCUCUCUUUAAACUCUUGAAUACUUCUAUUUUAAAUUUAAAAAAUAUUUGCAAAUUCCCGAGAAAAGACACUGGAAACAUUAUUUUAUCUGUCAAAGGAAUGGAGUCCAAAUGUUAAACUGUUUAAAGACAUUUUCAUCAUUCUUUUUCCUAAAUGUCAUUACAACUUCUGGUCACUUCACGCUGCAGAGUAAUUCGGUGUAAUGUGAUAUUUCUGAUGGUAUUCAUGUUUACAGUUGAUUGGACUGCUUUAGCUGCGUUUCCAUUAACUAUGAAAUUGGGCAAAUUGGAUUUUGGAUGAUACAUUUGUUUAAUGAAAACAGUUUUGAAAAAACUCGCAUUUAUCGAAGACAAGUUUUUGCACUUAGAGGAGAAAAUUGGUUGGGACAAUUUUCUCCAAACUGAAAUGGAAACACUUUUUGAUUUAAAUGCGAUUGUUGGUAGGAAGUGUCCGCCCUGAGCGCUCACAGCGGGCGCCACGAGAGGUCCGACAGGAUGACGGAAUCUCAUCGUAAAAUGACCAACCAGGAUUACCUCAGCCUGGAUAAGACGCCGACGUCUCCUUUGAUAGAUAACUGACAGAAACUUGAAUGGAUCUUGUCGUGUUUUCAAACAGGAAACAUGAUUUUUAGCAGGCCUCUCACCUGCGACUGUCGAUGGACAAAAGUGUUGCUGCACGUGCAACACUUUUGUGACGUCGCCCAAAUGAUCCCUUAGAUUAAAACAAUCCCUGUUCUGAUCCAUCGCCGUGUUUUUACUGACUUAUCGAUGAGUUUCUUGUUUUUAUUCGCAUAAUUAUGAUUUAACGGAAACACUUUCAUUGCACACUGUUUUUUUUUUUUUACAUUUCUAGAAUUUGGAUAAAGUUUUGCGCAUAUGUGUAAUGGAAACGCAGCUCGUGCUAAGAUAGAAAAGUGGACAGUAUUUUGGUUUAUUUCCUUCAGAAUAAACACAUUUUUUGUGAUCCAGGAAACAAGUCAGCUGUACCAAGACUUAUUAACCUCAUUUGUAUUCAGAUUUAAUCACAAUCUGCUUUAGUUUUGCAACUUUUACAUAGAAGGACCCUCUAGCAGUGGGUUUAGGGGGUCAGCUUGCAAACGUUUUUCUACAUAGAGCCUCCAAAUACAUUUUAUUCUGGAGGAUUCAUGCAAAGCAGAGUUUGUUUUUCAAACAGAGGCAUGAACAUAAACAAAUAUACGUAUGUAUAAGCAGAUUUUUCUAUAACUGAUUAUUUUAAACUUUGCUGCUUCACUCUUUUUUGUUCAAACCACAUUUUCUUUUUUUUUAUUGUGCACUGUAAAAGAUUUUUCCACAGACCGUAAAAGAGGAGCUCACAAAUAAGCCAAAUAAUCUGAAUACCUCCGAUUUUUUUACUUUCAGUUCAUCUGCAGUGAAUUUGUGUUUGUGUCCAGAUCUUUGAUUUUUUCCAUUUCCUGUAACCUCCACCAGCUCCAUCCUUUACCAGCAGCAGCGUCUUAAACUGCUGAGAUUUUUGAGAGCUUCUUAAAAUAGAAAAAAAUGUUUAAUUCAUACAUUAAGUCCAAAAUGUUAUCGAAAAAAGACAGCUUAAGCCAUAUAUGGAAAGCACUUUGGUCCCAAAAACCUGUCCAAAAUAAAACUCCAAGUAAGUCGUCGUUCUAAAUAUACGUUUAAAGAUGAAGAAUCAAGCGCAAUGUUCUUUGAGAGGAAUCAUUUUUUUCCUUUUGUCGGGUUUAGCUUUUAUUCAUGAUUGCAUGUUUAUCUGCCAGUGAAAAGGUGCUAUUUUUAUAGGUGCUGUUUUUCUAUUCCUUGUGUUGAAGGUGUGAGCUUUUGUGUUUUUCAUGGUAAUAAAUGACAUUUUAAUGACACAUUUCCAAUAAAUACAAUGUCUGAACAAAAAAAGAGCUCCUUGGGUUUUGUUUGAAUAGUUUUAAAUGACAAAAUAUGUGAAAGGUGUUCACAUG